UUUGCUCUGGGAAGUAGGUAUGCUUCGCUUCGCUCUUUGGCUGCUCUGAGUGGCAUCCGCGGACGAAGCGGAGCUGGCGCCGAAAAAUGCGCCGUCCGCAAAUGGCUGCUCCCGGGUAGAUCGAUUUCUCCUGGGAGAAUGACAGGAAAAAGCCAGACUUUAAGUUUCCAACUCCCAGCUGUUGUGCAGCCUACAGUGGAUAGCCACAUAUAUCCGUUUGGGAAUGUUAUUAGUUCUGACAGUGAUGUUCUGGAGGAUGAAGUCGAGGUAUAUGAACUGCGACCUCGGGGAAGGGAAAAAACCCGAAGAAGUACUUCACGAGAAAGGAUGGAUGAUAUUGUAUUUAUAACUAAAGAUAUACAAGAAGGAGAUACACUGAAUGCAUUAGCUCUUCAGUAUUGUUGUUCAGUAGCAGAUAUCAAACGGGUGAACAAUCUUAUCACAGAUCAGGACUUCUUUGCAUUAAGAACUAUUAAAAUUCCAGUAAAAAAGUUCAGCCUUCUGACAGAGACGCACAGUUUUCCGAAAAAUAGACAGAAUUCAAGAUCUGCCUCUUCUUCGUAUUCUGCAGAAUUCUCAGAUGCGUCACUAGCACCUGAGUUGUUCCCCUCCACGGAAACAGCUGGCAACUUUUUGAAAGAAGUGGAUCGUGAUAUAGAACAAAUAGUGAAGUGUAAUGCUACCAAAAGAGAGAAUCUUAAUGAAGUUGUUUCUGCCUUAUCAACCCAGCAGUUAAACUUUGAACCAGAUGGUAAAUCUAUCAGACAGAAGGAUCCUUAUUAUGGUGCAGACUGGGGAAUUGGAUGGUGGACAGCAGUGGUAAUAAUGGUGGUAGUAGGCAUUAUAACACCUGUUUUUUAUCUUUUAUAUUAUGAAGUUUUGGUCAAAGUAGAUGUCAGUCAUCAUUCUACAGUGGAAUAUUCACUAGUUGCACCAUCUCAGUCAAAGCCAUUAGAAAAUGGGAUAAACAACAUAUUUCAUGAGGAUUAGCUUUGGUUUUACAUGCUAAAUAUCUGAGCAUCCUUUCCGUGUAUUCUGCAAACAAGCCUGAACAUAUUCUGGGUGGAACUGUAAAGUGGCUAUUACUGAUGAUAAUAUACUGCAUCUGUGGAAAAGUUGUCAAAAUUAAUAUAUUUAAAAAUUAAACAGUGUCUUUCUGGAUCUGCCAAAAUAUAUGGAUCUAAGCUGCCACACUGUCACUGAAGGUAAUAGGACUGAAACCAAUCUAAGUGCAAGUACCUUUACAGUAAACUUUAUAUUUGUUUUAUUUUAAAAUGUGUAAAAUAUUUUAGUAUGGGUGUAAUAGUAUGAAGAUCCUAUGUAUAUCAAGCAACAAUACCUUCUGUCGCAGUAAUACUGGAAUUAGGGAUAGUUUGGUUUAUUAGGUUUGCUGAGAAAGUACACUGUUCGGUAUUGCUGAACAGGGUAGUCAGUUUGAAUUAUUUGAAAAGCACUAUAUAAUGAAAAGGAGCCAAAUUAUUUGAAAAGCACUAUACAAUGAAAAGGAGCCAAAUAUUCAUAGGACUGCAUUGUUCUAACUGCAAUGGCUUUCAGAGAGGGGAAACUUUUAAACACAGAAAAGGUGAAAGAAGCUCAUUCCACAUUCUUUUAACUUCUUUGUUCCCAAAGUGCUCACUGCAUCAUAUUGCUAUUGCAUAUUUUCAGAUGCGGAAGAGCUGUAUACACAGCAGUUUGUACGAUCUCCCUCUUCUGUUAGAAAAUGCAUUAGAAUUAUAGUUAAAAAGUACUAGCCACUGGCAGGAAACCAGGAAGAGUAAUCUGAUGUCAGGUUUCUUCCAAGAUCAUAACAAUGACUUUGUGGAAGAGCUUAAACAACCCUAUGCCCCUUACAAGAGCCACAACUUUGCAGCAAUAUAUCACCUGUACAGUUGAGUUGAAUAUUGUGCUAAGCUGUUAAGUGCUUGGGCUAUGCUAUGUUAACCUAACCAUUGGGUUGUUUAAGAUACACUUUUUGGCUUGGCCCAUUACUAAACUGUACAUGGAUAAGAGGGAGAGGAUGAAAGCCACACAGAAUGUAUAAAAAUACAUGAAUUCCUUCCACUGGUGAAAUGCAGUAUUAGUAAUGGCUCAUUUCCUUCCUGAAUCCUCUAAUUUGGAACUUUUCAAUUGCUUUUGCACCCAUCCAGGGCUUCUUGCAUUAGGCUAAUCAAUCUUAUUUUAAAAAGCAAGCCUAUUGCCUCCUUAAGGCAUUAUUGGACAUGUACUACAAUGCAUGCUUAAGAGAGGGAAAAGGUCAGUCUUUUCAUUUUAGCAUAUAACUACUUGAAAGAAAAGAAAUACAAGUGAAAUAAAGGUCUGGGAGCAGCACCACUGAUAGUACUUAGGAAAAUUUAAAGACAUGUUCUACAAUUGGCACAUGAAUGGAUUAGCAGGCCAAGUUUGACUGAUUGAUAGAACUCUAAAACAAGAAAAAUCAUAGGUCAUGCAAGACUAUUUUGAAGAUCUCUGUGCCAUGAAAUUUACAGGACAGUGUAUAGUAAGCUACCAGAGCUUACAGAAGUUGUGUAGUUGAUGUACCUCAGCUAUGCUAGACUUUUUCUAGUAAUAACUUGAAUUAAGGCAUUUGAAAAUCAAAUAUAAAAGGCAUCAAAGAAAUUACAAUGUAAAUAUAGGUUAUAUACCAAAAAUGAUCUUGGGCUUUAUCAUAGUUCAGGAGUUGUGCCUUAUUUCUACAAAUGAAAAAUGUAAAUCCAUGGUGUUUCAUGAAUAAGUAGUAUACUAAUGGAAUGGAAGGUUUCUUCAUAAAAAUUAUGUGAACAAGUGCAUUUUGAAACUUAAGAUUAAGAAUGUGUAAACUACAGUCCCUUGUGCAGUGUUGCUGUAUGUUUUUAUCUUUCUCAAAGUACAUUUUCAUCAUGUGAAGGACUGGAAAGACUAGGAAAAGGUAACCUGAAGUUACAAGAAAAACUGGGGUACUAGGUUAAGAAAUUCCAUUAAAACAAAAAUAUUUAAUGUCAGAAUAUUACAUUUAUAAAUACAGUACAUAACUGAAGCAUAUGAAAUAAUUUUAAUUGUCAUUUCUGAGAAGAAAUUUUCCCAAAAUGAGAUUUGUGUAAGUUCCAGAAUUUAUUAAAAUGCCUUUGGCCAGAGUAUUAUUUCAAAAAGAACAAUAUAAAUAAAUAUAUAUUUCUAA
Messenger RNA from Candoia aspera, 3154 nucleotides. It is a transcript of the gene LYSMD3, whose product is annotated as LysM domain containing 3. Gene Ontology annotation, biological process: Golgi organization. The record is from RefSeq and is a predicted model, not a curated record. Lineage: Eukaryota; Metazoa; Chordata; Lepidosauria; Squamata; Candoiidae. Bases 139 to 990 code for a protein of 283 amino acids. Gene Ontology annotation, cellular component: Golgi apparatus. The transcript is spliced from 3 exons.